AUGCCUCUGAAGCCGGCUCCAAGUUCGCCGGAGGCGCAGUACUCUCUCGAGGACCCCUCCGAUUUGCAGGUAUCGAGCGCCAUUAAGGUGAUCGACAAGCGCUCGGCAGAAUAUGUCAUUAGAUCAGGCAUUGCGGGCGGUAUCUCAGGAAGCGCCGCCAAAACACUCAUAGCACCGUUGGACAGAAUAAAGAUCUUGUUCCAGACGUCUAACCCCGAAUUUCUCCGCUACCGAGGGUCCUUUUUUGGCCUUUUCAAGGCGGGAAAGAAGAUCGUCGUCAACGAUGGCCUCAUGGGCCUUUUCCAGGGCCACUCGGUGACACUCUUGAGAAUUUUCCCCUACGCUGCCAUAAAGUUUGUAGCCUACGAACAGAUCCGCAGCAUCGUUAUUCCUAACGAUUCAUACGAAACCGCUCCUCGCCGCUUUAUUGCCGGCUCGCUCUCUGGCUUGGCCAGUGUCUUCUUCACUUACCCACUAGACUUGGUGAGGGUGCGUUUGGCGUUCGAAACCAAGACAUUAACCCACCACCCACCUCACCAUGAGCAUGAAUAUUUUGUCACUCACCACAAGGGUCGUCUCUGGCUGAUCAUUCGCCAAGUGUACUUGGAACUUCCUCCACACCGUGAUUCCGACCCCAAGUGGCUCACUUACAUGAGACAUAGAGUACCCCUGUGGCUCCUACCGCUCUCAAAUUUCUACAGAGGCUUCGGUCCUACUAUUCUCGGCAUGAUUCCUUAUGCGGGUGUGUCUUUCUACACGCAUGACACCAUCCAUGACUUAUUCCGCAGCAAGUUGUUGAGCCCAUACUUGGUCGCCCAGCCGCCUUCGUAUCGAGGAGAUACCAAAGUGGUUGUGCAGAAAAAGAACAGUGAUACCAAUGUGAGCUCAAGAGAUACGCGACCUCCUUUGAGAGCGUCAGCACAACUAGUUGCUGGAGGACUCGCAGGCAUGUGUUCCCAGACAGCAGCAUAUCCAUUCGAGGUGAUUCGCCGACGCAUGCAAGUCGGAGGAGCUGUGGACUCGGGUAAAUUCUUGUCAUUUAAGACCACGGCGAAGUUGAUCUUUGCCGAAAGUGGCCUCAAAGGCUUUUUUGUUGGAUUGACCAUCGGCUACAUCAAGGUGGUCCCAAUGGUGGCCUGUUCAUUCUACGUAUACGAGCGGAGUAAAACGUUUCUCGGCAUCUAG
This is a messenger RNA of Sungouiella intermedia, 1185 nucleotides long. NCBI's taxonomy places the organism in Eukaryota, Fungi, Ascomycota, Pichiomycetes, Serinales, Metschnikowiaceae. The record is from the annotation of a GenBank genome assembly.